GAUUCAGAAUCCAUCAUUAUUACUCCCUCCGUCCCAUAAUUUACUUUCAUAGUACAAAUGGUACACAGAUUAAAAAAGUGAGUUUUGUGUGGUGGAUAGUUGUACAGAAGAGAGAAAAAUGUGUAAGAAUUGCUGUGAAUUACAAAUUCUUUGUCAAAAGGGAAAGUGAAGUUCUUUUUUGGGACGGAUGAAAAGAGAAAUUUUAGAAGUAUUUUCAAGGAUGGAGAGAGUAUAUUGAUCGAUUGGGUGCAAAUUUGCAAAUUUUUCCUAUAUAUGCAUUGCCGCCGCAUCAGCACAAUUCGAAGAGCUAGCUAGCUUAUUACAGUAAUUGUUUCUACAUAUAUACAUAUAUACUCGGGUCUUAGCUGAGCUUAAUUAUUCUACAGACUACACAUAUACAUCGAUCUUAAGGAAAAGUAUAUAAAAUGGGCGGAGAUGAUGAUUAUGCAGCGGUGAUGAGGAACAAGCAAGUGGUUCUGAAGACGUAUGUGAAAGGAUUGCCGAGAGAGGGCGACAUGGAGGUGAGAAUGUCCAGCAUCUCGUCUCAAAUUCCUCAAGCUGCCGUUCUGGUGAAGAAUAUGUACUUGGCAUGUGACCCUUACCUCAUCCACCGAAUGUCUCAACACGAUCACUCUGAUAAUAUUGACUUGCUCCUUCCCUUCAACCUUGGAUCUGUAAUCGAGGGAUUUGGCGUAUGCAAAGUCCUUAAAUCAAGCGACCCAGGUUUCAAAGCGGGAGACCAUGUUUGGGGCAUUACUGGUUGGGAAGAAUACAGCUUGAUUAAAAAUCCCAGCAUUUUGUUCAAGAUCCAACCAAAUGUACAUGAUGAUGGUGAUGUGCCAUUAUCCUACUAUACUGGCAUUUUAGGGAUGGUUGGACUUACAGCUUAUGUUGGGAUCUUCAACGUAUGCCGCCCUAAAGAAGGGGAAGUUGUGUACGUUUCCACCGCCGCUGGAGGGACGGGUAUAAUCGCCGGACAAUUUGCAAAAAUGUUGGGUGCUCAUGUGGUGGGAAGUACCAGUACUGACGAAAAGGUCGACAUUCUAAUCAACAAAUUGGGGUUUGAGAAUGCUUUCAAUUACAAACAAGAGACUGAUUUGGGUGCCGCUUUAAAACGGUGUUGCCCCCAGGGCAUCGACGUAUACUUCGAUAACGUCGGUGGCCCGAUGUUGGAUGAGGUAAUCAGACACAUGAAUCAUCACGGUAGAAUCGGCAUAUGUGGAAUGAUAUCUCAAUACUCUCUGAAAGAGCCUGAUGGUAUCCACAACUUGUUUCGGAUCAUUACAAAAUGCUUGAGGGUGGAAGGGUUCACAGAAGUUGAUAAUUGGCAUGUUGUCCCAAUGUACACGGAAUGGGUGCUUCAGAAAUUGAGGGAGAAAAAAUUGGUAUACAUUGAAGACAUUUCUAUGGGGUUGGACAGUGCACCAUCUGCUCUAGUUAGUAUCUUUAAUGGAAAGAACAUUGGGAAGAAGGUUAUCUCGCUUGCUGCUCAGUAAAACGUCGUUUCGAUAUUGAUAGAUUGUGUUUCCAAUGAUUCAUUUUGUGAUGUGUGUUUUUCCUAUUUUCACUGUCGAAUUAAGAAAUAAGAUAAACAAUUUCUCUAAGUUUUAUCAAUCAAUUUAUGUUCUAUCUUUGUAUCAAGUGAUUUGAAGUUCUAUAUAUUGACUCCAUAUUGGUAUUAAGUGACUUGACGUGGGCAGUGAAUCA
Messenger RNA from Cuscuta europaea, 1707 nucleotides. The record is from the annotation of a GenBank genome assembly. NCBI's taxonomy places the organism in Eukaryota, Viridiplantae, Streptophyta, Magnoliopsida, Solanales, Convolvulaceae.